GGCUUCAGGAAACGUUCAUGAUUUUGUUUUUUCCUUUCCUGACGCUCUCUUCGGCAAACAGCCUCAAAUUUGGGGUGGGGCUGAUGAACAGGAGGACAAUCCAUGUGGGUAGGAGGGAGAGUGAGUAUCCUGCUUUUCCAGCAGGGACUUUGCCAUUGACUGUGAGGUUGCCCUCCUUCUCCUGGCUAUGGACCCCCUCAAGGCGCAGCAGUUGGCAGCCGAGCUGGAGGUGGAGAUGAUGGCCGACAUGUACAACAGGAUGACCCACGCCUGCCAUCGCAAAUGUGUGCCCCCCCACUACAAGGAAGCCGAGCUCUCGAAGGGCGAGUCAGUCUGCCUUGACCGCUGCGUCGCCAAGUACCUGGACAUCCACGAGCGCAUGGGCAAGAAACUGACAGAGCUGUCCAUGCAGGACGAAGAGCUAAUGAAGAGGAUGCAGCAGGGUGCUGUGGCACAGUGAGGGCACCGCGGGCAUGGAGAGACCACCAUCAAUAAACUCUGCCCUCCACAGUC
Molecule: messenger RNA, 513 nt
Organism: Rhincodon typus (whale shark)
Lineage: Eukaryota; Metazoa; Chordata; Chondrichthyes; Orectolobiformes; Rhincodontidae
Gene: timm10
Product: translocase of inner mitochondrial membrane 10 homolog (yeast)
Exons: 4
Coding region: 188-460 (90 amino acids)
Biological process (GO): protein insertion into mitochondrial inner membrane
Cellular component (GO): mitochondrial inner membrane
Source: RefSeq, a predicted model, not a curated record